AUGGCUAAAGCGGCGGUGGGCCAGAUAUGCUCGUCGAACUCGAUGGCGCAUAACCUCGAGCAGUGCGUGAAGCUCGUCGGCCAAGCUGCGGCUGCUGGCGCUAAAAUCCUCUUCCUCCCCGAAGCAUCCGACUACAUCGGCACCACCCCCCAAGAAUCCCUCUCCCUCGCCAAACCCGUCGCCACCUCCCCCUUCGUGACGGGCCUCCGCUCAGCCGCCGCACAGCACAAACUCGCCAUCCACGUCGGGAUCCACGUCCCCGUGUCCGUCAAGCCAGCCCCUACCCUCACCACCACCACCAGCCCCAUCCCACAAUCCUCGGAGGACAACCCUCCCCCAGUCUCAGCAGCAGCAGCAGAGCCAAAAACCAAACUCUACAACCGCACCAUCUACAUCCUCCCCGACGGCACCCUCCACCCCUCCGCCUCCUACGACAAGCUGCACCUCUUCGACUACCCCUCCGCCUCUCUCCGCGAGUCCAGCACAACCCAACCCGGCUCCUCUUUCACCCCCCCCUUCGCCUCCCCCAUCGGGCUGCUGGGAAGUCUGAUCUGUUUCGACCUUCGCUUCCCGGAAGCCGCCAUCUACCUCACCACCCCUGCCCCCUCUCCCAUCAACAACCCCGACCCCCCUACCACCACCACCACCACCACCAAACCCCAACCAAAACCCCAACCAAAACCCUUCCCAGCACCCGCCCAAAUCCUCCUCUACCCCUCCGCCUUCACAACCCCCACCGGCCGCGCGCACUGGGAGCCCUUGCUCCGCGCCCGCGCCAUCGAGACGCAGUCGUGGGUCAUCGCCUCCGCGCAGGUCGGCCUGCACAACCCCGGCCGAUCCCCGCGCCUGAGCUACGGGCGGAGCAUGGUCGUCGACCCCUGGGGUAAGGUGGUGUGUGUUUUGAAAGGGGUUCGUGAGACGGGAGGAGGAGGAGAAGAAAAAGUGGAGGUGGAGGUGGAGGACGGCGCGGUGGGGCAGUUGGGCAUCGUGGAUGUGGAUCUCGGGCAGUGGGAGAGGAUCAGGGCGCAGAUGCCGCUUGUGCGGAGGACGUGAGUUUUUUUUUUUUCCUCUUUCUUUUCCUUUUCUUGUGAACCUUGAUGCUUCAUGAUACUUCUCGGUGAUGUGAAGGUACGAAUUUCGUGAUUUAUACUGACUACUUCUAGGGAUGUCUACCCUCAAAUAUAACCAUAUAACCUUGGGCUGAAGCACGACGAAAGAGGGACGAUCAUAGAACGUUAAUAUACUUGUAGAACAUUGGUCUUCGUUAAAUCACAUUGCAAAGAAAAAACCCCCCCAGAAAAUAGACUUGAUGAUGUGUAUUAACUAGAUAGGUAGAGUAAGGUUGGCCCUGUACUGGCUCACGGUAACCUUGUCUACCUGCAAAGCAUCAAGCCCAAAACUUGCCCAAUUUGUGCCACUUGCGCCUGUAUUGAGAACUGGGUGUGCCUCUUCUCAAGCGCCGUAACCCGGAAGAGUCAUUGGUAUCAA
Hypoxylon fragiforme is the source of this 1488-nucleotide messenger RNA. Its product is annotated as carbon-nitrogen hydrolase. Bases 1 to 1053 code for a protein of 350 amino acids. Lineage: Eukaryota; Fungi; Ascomycota; Sordariomycetes; Xylariales; Hypoxylaceae. The transcript is spliced from 3 exons. The record is from RefSeq and is a predicted model, not a curated record.